Lactuca virosa is the source of this 2710-nucleotide messenger RNA. The record is from the annotation of a GenBank genome assembly. NCBI's taxonomy places the organism in Eukaryota, Viridiplantae, Streptophyta, Magnoliopsida, Asterales, Asteraceae.
CGUCCCUCUCUUCGUAGUCCAACAAACUCCCGGGUUUCAGAGAGAUGAUUGGAGAAGGGAAGGUGGUAUGUGUUACAGGUGCAUCGGGAUUCAUAGCUUCAUGGCUCGUCAAGCUCUUGCUUCAGCGUGGCUACACUGUUCAUGCUACUGUCCGAUCCCUUGAUGAUCCUAAAAAGACACAACACCUACUUGCUUUUGAUGGAGCUAAGGAAAGGCUUUCUUUGUUUGAAGCUAGCUUGCUUGAAGAAGGAUCUUUCGAGUCUGCUGUUAAUGGCUGUGAUUGUGUCUUCCAUACAGCGUCACCUAUUAUGUUUCCAGUUUCUGGCCAACAGGCUCAAGUGCUAGACCCUGCAGUGAAGGGGACACUUAAUGUUCUUAAAUCAGCUGCAAAAAUUCCAUCUCUCAAAAGAGUGGUCUUGACAUCUUCCAUAUCUGCAGUUCUAUUUGGUGCAAAACCUCCUGAGUUUGGUGCUGUGGCGGAUGAAACCUGGUUUUCAGAUCCUGAAACUUGUGAACAAAAAGAGUUAUGGUAUCCCCUUUCCAAGACACUGGCUGAGAAUGCUGCAGUAGAAUUUUGUAAAAAUAACGGUCUCGAGUUGGUGGUUAUAAAUCCGGGGUUUGUGAUUGGCCCUAUCUUACAACCAACUCUCAACAUCAGUUCUGAGAGCUUUAUUGGUUUAAUUGAAAAUGGAACAGAAUUUCUCCCAUAUGGAAUUUAUCAACUUGUUGAUGUGAGAGAUGUUGCUAAUGCUCAUAUUUUAGCAUUUGAGAACCCCCAAGCAAAUGGAAGAUACAUUAUGGCUGCAGAUGUAUAUCACUCUUCAGAUAUCAUGAAGAUCAUAAACCAAAACUAUCCCGCUUUUGACUAUUCUGAAAGGUAUAAAGACAGCAAGUAUGUUGGGACACCAAAUUACUUUGUAUCGAGAACAAAGGCAGAAAGUUUAGGCGUUAAGUUUACUACAGUUGAGGAAAGCAUCAAGGACACUGUUGAAAGCCUAAAAGAGAAUAAGUUCCUAAGCUUCUAAAACACCGAUGAUGUUUUCUAGAUUGUUUGAAGUUACCACAUGAACAUUGUAUUGCAUGGUGUCUACUGUUUUCAACCCUGUUAUAAAUAAAAAAAAUACAAUGAUCAUGUUACACAAAUUAUCAAAAAACGGAACCACAUGGUUUGUCACACUUGGAAACUACCUAAAUUAUGCAAAAUUCAAAAUACCACUGCCAAAUUUGCAGUUUAGGAGUGUUUAGAUGAUGCCUUAAAAUCUACAUCUUGAUAUGUAUAGCAUCAUACUCCUAUUUAUCAUGUUACUAGAGUCUAAAAAAAAGAAGAAGAAAACACUUGAUUUUACCUUGAGGGUAGAGUCAUUGCUACCACUCAAGAGAAGUGUACUGUCAGCAAACCAACUGCACCAAAGCCGUAUAGAAUUUGUGAGAAGCUAAACGGGGUAAAUAUCAUUAAAUUUAUAUUAGGCUAGGAGGAGUGGACUCGCCAUACACCCUCGCUACUGCUCGCUAUGGACACAGAACACCGCCCCCUAGCACUCGCUAGGGGACUCGCUAAGGAGAAGACGCUACGGAGGUAGCGAGAGGAGAGAGAAGCGGGAGCUUGGCUGUGAUUGGAGAAAGACGUAGGUGUAUAUCUGAUAUCGGUAGAGAGGGUGCGACGUGAUUUUCUACAAACCAGUUUGGACUGGUUCGUUUGUAUAGCAUGAUUAUGCCCUAAACAAUUCUUCUACCAGUCGAAGAUUGGCAACCCAUGGAAGACUGGCAACGAACAAUUCUGCAAUUAAGAGGAUGUAAGUAAUCCUUAGCCGGUUUGUUUUCUGCAAGGUUUAACCACUCGAGGGUGUUUGAAAGUCGUGGCCUAUUUAUCUCAAUUCUCUUUUUUCUGUUGCUCAUCAGUAUACGGGCUUUCAGAGGAGUUGUCGACCUUAAAAACAUUCAAAGAUGUUGCACACACCACCUGCUCGAUGAAAUGCCACAGUUCUUCAAACACAAAUACAAAAUCAUAGUUAGUAUAUCGAGUUCGUACCUUAAACAUGGUUGCAAGAGGGCUUCCUUUGGGUACCCUCCUUCUCUCCGAGUAGGAGAUCAAUAUUUUAACUAGUUAUUACCAUGUUUAUGACUUUAUCUUUUGUUAUGGUGCUUUUGAAAUGGCAAGUUGGUUUGAUAGUUUGUAGAACAAUGGCUACGUUAUGGUAUGUUUUAAGUAAUACAUAUGCUAUGGUCCAGGCUAGUUUUUUCAUUUCUUUGAGGAAGGGUAUUGUAGUAGCAUAAAGGCAUAAAAUUUAUCAAUUGAUGUUCAUGAUAUUCUUGGUCAGCUUGCUCCCAGUUUGGGGAUUUGGGAAUAUUGAGAAUAUAAAGUUUGGAACCAUGGUUUUGCACCCCAUUUUGACUUAUUUGAAACCAUGGUUUUGCAUGGUGUUGUACCACAGUAGAGCAGAUUUGUUUUGAAUCCUUAGAAGCACCAUAGUUUUGUAUCCCAUUUUGACUUAUUUGAAUUCGACAAAAAUUACAAUUUAUGUGUUAGAUGUUCAAUUUUUGCAACACGAUUGAUGGUUUCCGUUGAUUGUGAAACAGGGCUUUAAGCUCCCCUCGGGAUCUUGAUGGAGCAACCCUCCAGAUGAGACUCUCUUGUAGUCCAGCCAUCGAUUUGUUCUACCAAAUUACUGUUUUGCCCUUGCAUCGAUUUAUAUUAUAUUAAUUGUUUGUG